Trichoderma harzianum CBS 226.95 is the source of this 1461-nucleotide messenger RNA. RefSeq lists its product as hypothetical. Gene Ontology annotation, molecular function: transcription coregulator activity. Lineage: Eukaryota; Fungi; Ascomycota; Sordariomycetes; Hypocreales; Hypocreaceae. The transcript has 2 exons. The record is from RefSeq and is a predicted model, not a curated record. Bases 1 to 1461 code for a protein of 486 amino acids. Gene Ontology annotation, cellular component: SBF transcription complex; cytoplasm.
AUGGACGGCGAUAUUGAUAUUGCGUCUUCGCAGAGCGAGGUGGGAGAGACGCCCCGUGACCCGUCGCCGAAGCAAUCGCAGCAAUCCGACGCCCACGAUGCCAGUGGCCCCGGCUCCGCCCUCAGCAUUCCUUUGACCGUGACCAACUCGCAGGAAUCCCACGUCACCAGCUCCUCGGUCCAUGCCAUGACACCCCCCGCCAGCGACAUCAGCAGCGUGACGGACGGUGCCGCGGCAUAUCUGGCACACGAUGCCUCUGCCGACAAGAACGACCAUCUUCUGCAGCUGUCCACCAUUGCCGCUGCCCAGGACAGAAUAUCGACCACUGGCGCAUCUAGGAAACGCAUGGCGGAUGGCGAGGUCAAGGCUGGCAUGAGCCCUGUCAAAGGACGUGGCCAUGCUAGAACCCUCAGCACCGUUAGCAUCACAUCCACCGGCAGCACCAUUGGAGAGCUGUCUGCCGAGCUCAAAACUCGUCUCUCUUAUGCCAUGGUCAAGGUAAACUUUGGCUGGCAAGGUCACUCCAUUGAAGAGGUGGAAUCAAUGGCCGCCUCCCAGGCUGUCUCUCCUGCUUCGGGCUCCUCCACCAUCAGACGACACAGUUCCUCGGCGAGUCCGCGUCUGGAUAUCACAGCUGCAUCCACUCAGGUCCAUCUUGCCCAGCAAGCUGGUAUUCGCCGCAAAUCCGAUUCUCCCAACUUGCUGUCUAACAAGCCCUCUCUUGCUCCUCCGGCUACCAUUCAGCCUUCCAUCUCUGCUGCACGCUCCAACCCACGCCGCAAUUCUAGCCCGCGAUAUACUCCCACUAUGCUCUCGCAUUCCCAUUCGGCGUCUCCUCACACUCCCGGCCAGCCAAUGCUAGUUGAGACUCAUCAAUCUUUGUCCCAGCCCGCGCGCAUGGCCGACCCAAUCCUAUUCCCGUCCCAUCAGAACGUCAGGGAGCAGGACGCCAUGGAGGCAUUGCUGUUCAUGAGCAGCCCCAACAACUCGGCCAACCUGAAGCAUACAUUCUCCCCCUCUGCGUCUCCUAAUCCUCAGUCCAACGCUUUCAGAAACGUCGCUGCAAGGCACGCAUUGCCUAGCGGGCCUAGGAAGGGUCUCCCGGGCCAUAGGCCAACAGCCAAUGCCCACCAGCGGCCUGGAUUCAACAAGUCUCCUGGAAUGAUGCACCCUCCUGGAUCGCCAAUGGAAGUAGAUUCUCCACAGCACCCAUAUUAUAGCCCGAAUGGAGCUACACCGAAAAGACGCCUCAAAGGGCCCAAUAGCCAUUUGAGAGGGGCUCUCUCGCUUCCUACCGGGCUCGGUGCCGGGCACAAUAGUGCUAGGAGGGUCUUGCGAGACGAAGAUAUCGAGAGAAUGCUCGACCGAGCCAGUGCUGAAGCGGCGGACUCUUCAGAUGAUGAAGAAAUUCAAAUCCCUCGCCUGCGAAAUGAUGUUGGCAUGAUGGGCGUCAGGGGAUGA